Molecule: messenger RNA, 1047 nt
Organism: Colletotrichum higginsianum IMI 349063
Lineage: Eukaryota; Fungi; Ascomycota; Sordariomycetes; Glomerellales; Glomerellaceae
Exons: 1
Coding region: 1-1047 (348 amino acids)
Source: RefSeq, a predicted model, not a curated record
AUGGCCUCCUUCUCGAGAGGUCUCGGCCUCCGCCUGUCCCUCCUGGCCUCAAGAGGCCCCCUUCUCGCGACACCGCAGCCCCUCGAACCCUUUUCCCAACGCCUCUUCAGCUCCCUCGGCCCCUUGCGGCACGCCGCGAAACCUCCCUCGAAGCCCUCCGCAUCUUCGCGCAUAGCGAAGAGCUUAUCUCGCAAUGCAGCCGCCACGAAACCCCCGACCGCGAAGCCGACCGCCCCCGGCCCGACGACACCCCGUGCCCCCUCCUCGCCCGCUACACCUUCUAGCGGCUCCGGCUAUGCCUUGAUCAAGCAGCUCGCGCAGCGCAGCCAGCCGACGGUGCUCUACGAGGCCGUCUCGCACUUUUGGAUGAAGCUCUCGGCGUGGUCUGCCAUGCUCAUGUUCUACUCCUACGCCGGCAUCAACUACUACACCAUGCUCCUCAACCCGCCCGAGGACAUUGCCGCCUGGGUCCCGCACGCCUUCGCCGUCAUCUGCGUCGCCAUGGCCGGCUUCGGCUCCUACUUCUUCUACAACACCCACAACAUUAUCCGCCUCGUCCGCGCCGUGCCCACCGCCCUCCUCACGCCCUCCACUCGCGGCGUGCCCUUCGGCGCUGCGCUGAACCCCAAGACGACGCCGGUCCAUCUUGAGAUCACCUGCAAGCGUAUGCUCCCGGGCCGCGCCAAGGUGCUCGUCGUCCCGCCCGAGCAGGUCUCGAUGCCCGGGCGCAUCGUCGUCGCGCAGGCGGCGGCGACGGCGACGCGGACGCCGUACCUGUCGCCAGCGCAGGAGCGCGCCGCAUCGCGGCAGAAGAAGGCCCAGGCGCAGGCCGAGUGGGAGUAUGACAAGAACCACCUCAUGACGGUGCCCUUCCGCCACGCGGGCAAGGGCUUCAAGGCCGCGUGGUACGGCGUCCGGCGGGCCAUCACCAAGGAAGGGUUCAUGAAGAUGGAGGCCGGCGGCCACAAGCUCAAGCUGGAUGUCGCAUCCGGGUGGGCGCUGGACGACGGGCGUGCGAUUGACCGGCUGGUCAAGAUUGGGACCUGA